ACAAAACGUUUAGGAAGAUGCGUAUUCUUCAAAUUUGAUUACAGAUUAUUCCCAUUUCGGCCAAAAACUCUCUUUUCGACGCCGACUUCUCAGUUCUCCUCCGCGGCUCUGCCGUCUCCACCAUCUCCUAAGAACCUCUCUCCUCCCUCCUUCAUUCUCAUCUCCUCUACAAAGAUGGCUGAUUAGUUCUGUUUUACAGAGUUUUAAUUUGGAGCCCUAAAUUAGUGGUGCUGGUGUCUAUUGGGUUGUGGAUUGAACUUUUUGAUUUCUCCUGUAUCCAAUUCCCGUUUGUAGGAAGAGAAACGUUGAAAGAAAAAUCUCAACCAAUAUUUCACUCUUCCACAGCAAUCCACAGCAAUAUUUCACUCUUCAAAUAAAAAAUGUCACCCUCAAUUUGCCUCAUCAGUCCCUUCACUACACCCCCACAAACUUUCCACCGCAUUCCCCUCUUCAGACCCAUCAAACCCCCCACCGUUUCCGCUCCCCAAGAUCUCUCAAAGCCGCGCCCCGUCAGAUCCGUCGUCAGAAAUUCCGUCCACCCACCUGUUUCUGUAGCAAAACCCAGAUGGGAAAACGUGCUCUCCGCCGCAGCGAGCCUGUACCCGGCCUAUGUGACCGUUGGAGGGGUUGUUGCUUGUUUGAGACCCUCCACUUUUUCGUGGUUCGUGGAGAGAGGACCGACGUCGUAUAGCUUGUCGCUCGGGUUUAUAAUGUUGGCUAUGGGUCUGACUUUGGAGCUCAAGGACUUCUUCAGCUUGUUCAUGCAAAGGCCUCUUUCUAUACUUUUUGGGUGUGCUGCUCAGUAUACAAUUAUGCCAACUCUUGGAUUGAUAAUUAGCAAAUCCUUGGGGCUUCCUCCCUCUGUUUCAGUUGGUUUAAUAUUGCUUUCAUGUUGCCCUGGAGGUACUGCAUCCAAUGUGGUGACCUUGAUUGCUCAAGGCGAUGUUCCAUUAUCAAUUGUAAUGACUGUUUGUACCACGCUUGGAGCAGUGCUUCUUACUCCUCUUUUGACUAAAAUCCUGGCUGGCACAUACGUACCUGUUGAUGCUGUUAAGCUUUCCAUCAGCACCCUUCAGGUGGUUGUUGCUCCGAUUCUACUAGGUUCUUAUGCACAGAGUACAUUUCCUGCAGUUGUGAAAGUUGUAACACCUUUUGCUCCACUACUUGCUGUUCUAACUUCAUCGCUGCUUGCGUGCAGUGUAUUCUCAGAGACUGUUGUUCGCCUGAAAUCCUCUAUGCUUGCUUCAUCAUUAUCAUCUGAAGCAUCACCUCUUCUUCGUGCUCAAGAAAUUCUUUCUGGUGAACUUGGGGUCAUUAUACUUUCCGUGCUUUUAUUGCACUUUGCAGGAUUCUUUGUCGGGUACAUAUCGGCAGCUAUUGUUGGAUUUAAGGAGCCACAACGACGGGCAAUUUCAAUUGAGGUUGGCAUGCAAAAUUCUUCACUAGGUGUGGUUUUGGCGACUGCCCAUUUCACCUCAUCGAUGGUUGCAUUACCCGCUGCCAUGUCUGCUGUGAUUAUGAACAUUAUGGGUAGUAGUUUGGGUUUCUUUUGGCAGUUCAUCGAUCCUUCUGAUUCACAAACUUCUACCAAUGUUGAUGACAAGUGAUGGUAUGCUGAUGCAAAGGAGGGUUGUAGGAGGAUUGAGGUUGCGGUUGUAAUGGUCAAGUGUAAAUACUUGUUUUUCUUAUGGUUUGAUCUUGGACUCUUCUGAUUGUUCACUUUGAAAGAUCUUUGUAUGUAGAUCACCAAAUCUGAUUAGUGCAAAUCCCUUGGGGUUAUGCACUUACUGCUUGUUUUUUUAUUUGUUGAAGACAAAUUUGGUUAUUUCAAGCGACAAGAAA
Molecule: messenger RNA, 1842 nt
Organism: Rhododendron vialii
Lineage: Eukaryota; Viridiplantae; Streptophyta; Magnoliopsida; Ericales; Ericaceae
Product: probable sodium/metabolite cotransporter BASS2, chloroplastic
Exons: 7
Coding region: 381-1607 (408 amino acids)
Cellular component (GO): membrane
Source: RefSeq, a predicted model, not a curated record